AUGCAUCUUUCGGCUCAUAAGGCAACCAAGAAACUUGGCGUUUCGUCUGAUACAUUACGCCGUUGGCUUAAACAAGGAAAAAUAUCUGCAACCACGUCACCUUCCGGAACGCGUCUUUACGAUCUUUCAUCCCUAUUCCCCGAAUUAGCAACUAAUAAUGGUGGUAGUGGUGGAGGAGGUAGAAAAGAUCUCGAACAACAAAAACAACAUUUACUUUCACGAUUUCCUACUUAUGAACUUAUUAGUGAUAUCGGUUCGGGUGUAAACUUUAAAAGACCGGGACUUAAACAUUUAUUAGAUUACGCUUGUCGAGGUCUCGUUUCAGAAGUUGUAAUUACUCAUCGUGAUAGGCUCUGUCGUUUUGCAUUUGAUCUAUUUCAACAAAUUUUUUCAGUUCAUAAUGUAAAACUUGUAGUGAUCUUUAAUGAAUCAAUCUCUAAUGAACGAGAACUUACCAAAGACAUUAUUGCCAUUAACACUAUAUUCAUAGAACAUCAAAGGCAAAAAGGAAUAGAUGAUAAUCAAGAUAAUGGAAGUGGAAUAUAUCCUCAAUCACAUCACAUUUCUAAUACUAUUCCAAAUCUUCAGAAUAUUCAAAAUCUUCAAAAUAUACCUUUAUCCCCUUUAGAAACUUCUACCGAAUAA
Messenger RNA from Diversispora eburnea, 645 nucleotides. The record is from the annotation of a GenBank genome assembly. NCBI's taxonomy places the organism in Eukaryota, Fungi, Glomeromycota, Glomeromycetes, Diversisporales, Diversisporaceae.